AUGGCAGCUCUCCAGCCCCUCACCCGCAACCUCCCCGGCAUCGUGCGCGACCCGCUCGUCGCUCUCCUGGGCCAGGAGUGCUACACGACCCUCGUCUGGAACACGGACCUCGCCGACACGCGCUGCCUCAAGCUCGCCCUCUCCAAGGGCCUCGGGCUCGGCAUGGUCGCCGGCGGCGCCAUCCUCAAGGUGCCCCAGAUCCUCACCGUCGUCAACAGCGGCUCGGCGCGCGGCCUCAGCUUGAGCAGCUACGUCCUCGACACGGCGGCAACUGCGAUCACGGUGGCGUACAACUUGCGGUCGGGCUUCCCGUUCUCGACCUAUGGCGAGAUGGUCUUCCUCCUCGCGCAGAACGCCGUCCUCAUUACCCUCAUCACGUCGUACUCGGCACGCCCGACCGUCCCGCGCCUCGUCCCGCUCGCCCUCUUCUUCUCGACCCUCGCCUACGCCCUGUCGUCCACCGCAAUCGUGGCCCCACCGACGCUCGCGUGGCUCCAGACCCUCACGAUCCCGAUCUCGCUCUCGAGCAAGCUGCCGCAGAUCGUCAGCAACGCGCGCGCCGGCUCGACCGGCCAGCUGUCGGCGUUCCUCGUGUUCAACUCGCUCGCGGGCUGCCUCGCGCGCGUCUUCACGACCCGCACCGAGACGGCCGACCCGGUCCUCCUGUGGGGGUUCGCCCUCGGCGCCCUCCUCAACGGCGUCCUCGCGCUCCAGAUGCUCGUCUACCGCAACAAGGUCGACGUCGAGGUUUUCGACAAGCGCCCCGACGGCCGCCUCGAGCAGGCCCACGUGGGGGCGACGGGCGUCGACCGCAGGGAGGUGCCGGCUGUCGCGGCGGCGGCGGCGCCGUCGGGCGGGCUCGCGACGCCCGUCAAGCAGGUGGCGGGUGCUGGUGCGGCCAAGCAGAGCCCGGCGAGCGCGGGAGGGUCGGCGAGGCGGUACGUGCGCAAGCUGGACUAGUUCGUGCUUACAACUCGCGCUCGAUGGUGCCUCUCUUC
Messenger RNA from Rhodotorula graminis WP1, 998 nucleotides. RefSeq lists its product as uncharacterized. The transcript has 5 exons. Lineage: Eukaryota; Fungi; Basidiomycota; Microbotryomycetes; Sporidiobolales; Sporidiobolaceae. Bases 1 to 960 code for a protein of 319 amino acids. The record is from RefSeq and is a predicted model, not a curated record.